This is a messenger RNA of Pipistrellus nathusii (Nathusius's pipistrelle), 2664 nucleotides long. NCBI's taxonomy places the organism in Eukaryota, Metazoa, Chordata, Mammalia, Chiroptera, Vespertilionidae. The record is from the annotation of a GenBank genome assembly.
AUGGGCAGGGUCCCGCUGGCCUGGUGGCUGGCUCUCUGCUGCUGGGGCUGCUUGGCCCCCAACGGCUCACAGGCUCAGAAGGACCCCUUUGUGAGGAGCCCAGGGAACAUCACUGGUGCCCGGGAACUCACAGGGACCCUUCAGUGUGAGCUUCUGGUUCAUGGGGAGCCCCCUGAGGUGACCUGGCUUCGGAAUGAGCAGACCCUAGAACUGGCAGACAGCACCCAAAUCCAGGUGCCGCUGGGCGAAGACGAGCAGGAUGACUGGAAAGUGGUCAGCAAACUCAGGAUCUUGUCCCUGCAGCUCUCGGACGUGGGAUCGUACCGGUGCGCAGUGGUCCUAGGAGAAAAAACCUUUGUGUCACAGCCCGGCUACAUUGGACUGGAAGGCCUGCCCUACUUCUUGGAGGAACCUGAGGACAGGACUGUUACUGCCAACACCCCCUUCAACCUGAGCUGCCGAGCCCAGGGUCCCCCAGAGCCCGUGAACCUGCUCUGGCUCCAGGAUGCUGUCCCCCUGUCUCUGGCCAUGGGCCACACCCCCCAGCACAUACUUCGUGUUUCAGGCCUGAACAAGACGUCUUCUUUCUCCUGCGAAGCCCAUAAUGCCAAGGGGGUCACCACAUCCCGCACGGCCAUCAUCACAGUGCUUCCCCAGCGGCCCCAUGAUCUCCACUUGGUUUCCAGUCUACCCACAAAGCUGGAAGUGGUUUGGACACCAGGCCUGAGCGGCAUCUAUCCCCUCACCCACUGUACCCUGCAGGCUGUGCUGUCAGAUGAGGGGGUAGGCAUCAGGCUGGGAGAGCCAGAUCCCCCAGAAGAGCCCCUCACCGUGCAAGUAUCUGUCCCUCCUCACCAACUACAGCUGGACAACCUCCGUCCUCACAGUCCUUACCACAUCAGGGUGGCAUGUGCCAGUAGCCAGGGCCCCUCACCCUGGACCCACUGGCUUCCCGUGGAGACGCCUGAAGGAGUGCCUCUGGGGCCCCCUAAGAAUGUUACCGCCAUACGGAAUGGGACCCAAGCCAUCGUGCGUUGGCAGGAGCCAAUGGCACCCCUGCAGGGCACUCUGUUAGGGUACCGGCUAGCCUAUCGAGGCCAGGACACUCCUGAGGUGCUAAUGGACAUAGGACUAAAGCAAGAGGUGACCCUGGAGCUGCGAGAGGACAGGACUGUUCCCAACCUGACAGUAUGUGUGGCAGCAUACACCGCCUCCGGGGAUGGACCCUGGAGCCUCCCCGUGCCCCUAAAGCCUUGGCACCCAGGGCAAAGACAGCCAGUGCACCUGCUGGUGAGUGAACCUCCAGCCCCCUCCUUCUCAUGGCCCUGGUGGUAUGUACUGCUGGGAGCAGUUGUGGCUGCUGCCUGUGUCUUCAUCUUGGCCCUGUUCCUCAUCCACCAGCGGAAGAAGGAGACCCGCUAUGGCGAGGUGUUUGAACCAACAGUGGAGAGGGGCGAGCUGGUGGUCAGGUAUCGCGUUCGCAAGUCCUACAGUCGCCGGACCACUGAAGCCACCUUGAACAGCCUGGGAAUCAGCGAAGAGCUGAAGGAGAAACUGCGGGAUGUGAUGGUGGACCGGCAUAAGGUGGCCCUGGGGAAGACCCUGGGAGAAGGAGAGUUUGGAGCUGUGAUGGAGGGCCAGCUCAACCAGGAUGACUCCAUCCUCAAGGUGGCUGUGAAGACAAUGAAGAUUACCAUCUGUACAAGGUCGGAGCUGGAGGAUUUCCUGAGUGAAGCUGUCUGCAUGAAGGAAUUUGACCACCCAAAUGUCAUGAGGCUCAUCGGCGUCUGUUUCCAGGGUUCCGAACUAGAUGGCUUCCCUGCACCUGUGGUCAUCUUACCUUUCAUGAAACAUGGAGAUCUACACAGCUUCCUUCUCUAUUCUCGACUUGGGGACCAGCCAGUGUUCCUGCCCACUCAGAUGCUGGUGAAGUUUAUGGCAGACAUUGCCAGUGGCAUGGAGUAUUUGAGUACCAAGAGAUUCAUACAUCGGGACCUGGCCGCCAGGAACUGCAUGCUAAAUGAGAAUAUGUCCGUGUGUGUGGCGGACUUUGGGCUCUCCAAGAAGAUCUACAAUGGAGACUACUACCGCCAGGGACGUAUUGCCAAGAUGCCAGUCAAGUGGAUCGCCAUCGAGAGCCUGGCUGACCGUGUCUACACCAGCAAGAGUGAUGUGUGGUCCUUCGGGGUGACAAUGUGGGAAAUUGCCACUCGGGGCCAAACCCCAUAUCCAGGAGUGGAGAACAGUGAGAUUUACGACUACCUGCGUCAAGGAAACCGCCUGAAGCAGCCUGUGGACUGUCUGGAUGGACUGUAUGCCCUGAUGUCUCAGUGCUGGGAGCUAAACCCCCAGGACCGGCCAAGUUUUUCACAGCUACGGGAAGAUCUGGAGAACACACUGAAGACCCUGCCACCUGCCCAGGAGCCUGAUGAAAUCCUCUAUGUCAACAUGGAUGAGGGUGGGAAUCAUGCUGAACCACUUGGAGCUGCUGGAGGAGCUGACCCCCCAACCCAGCCUGAUCCUAAGGAUUCCUGCAGCUGCCUCACCGCGGCUGAGGUCCAUCCUGCUGGGCGCUAUGUCCUCUGCCCUUCUACAGCCCCUGGCCCCACCCUACCUGCUGACAGGGGCUCCCCAACACCACCAGGGCAGGAGGAUGGAGCCUAA